CAAACCACUCAACAGUCCGUUCUGAUAAUUGGCCAAUUCUUUUUUUUCAAAAGCGCAUUGGUGCCGUUUGGAAUCAUUGUUUGCGCCAGUGCUGUAUAGUGUAGGUAUUAGUAUCAGGAUGGUGAACCGAGGCCUAUCAGCGACGAUGUUGCUAGCAGCGUUAACCGUUUUGCUUCAGACAAAUGAUGUGCAUUCCAUCGUCGGAGGUCAUACAACGCUGCCAGCGGAGGCACCAUACAUCGUCUCGGUUCGAUCGGUUUCCGGAUCCUCACACCUAUGCGCCGGUGUACUUGUGAAGACGAACUGGGUCCUAACAACGGCCCGCUGUACCAUUGACCAAACGGAGGCCAAUCUAGUCGUACUCGCUGGUUCUCAACGUCUGCUGACGAAUAAGAAACCACUAGCGAUUAGCUCCGUAGUGCGCCAUCCGUCCUAUAGUGCAACAACCGGAGCGCACAAUUUAGCGCUCUUACAGCUUACAACUCCCAUAACCGUGUCAUCACGCUUGGGAACGAUUGAGUUGACCGAUGCAGCGGUUACAACAGGAGCAGUUACCGUAUUCUAUGGUUGGGGAGCCCUGCGUUAUGGAACCACCAGCUUCUCGAAUGAAUUGCAAACACUCUACCAGCGGGCCCUAUCGACAACUGAUUGUCGGGCUCGGCUUUCAAGCCUUGUAGAAGGCGACAUAUGCGCAAUCAUACAACCAGGCCAAGCAGCUUGUACUAGGGACGAAGGAGGACCACUUGUCCUUCAGAGCACCAAGAAACUGAUAGGUAUCUUUAGCUACGGUACGCAGUGCAGUGGUGUUGUGCCAGAUGUUUUUGUCGACGUUCAAUCCCACAGGGCAUGGAUAGUCCAAACAGCAGUAUAAUUGCUGAAUUUUAAUUAAACAAAACAGACUCUUUCAGAACACAUUGAGGAGAGUGAAGCUUUCAUAAAUAUUGUAAUAGAAAUUAUCUGCCAAGUAAAUGCAAUUUCCGACAGCCUAUCGGUAGUGGUGAAUGUAAUUCGUUUUUCUGAAAUGUUCGUCGUUAAUAUUUUGGCGAAAAGUUUGAUUCGAAGAAAAAUAUCCGAUCUUUAUAUUAUCCAAAAAAAAAUAUAUCCCACAUUUUGUGCGUCAGUUGCUAGGGACAACAGUUGCUUGGUGUGAUCGAUGUGAUAAGAAGUAGUAGAAUUAACCACAAAACCACGUAACAAAAAAUCGUUAUUUUGUUCUCAAAUAAGAAAACGAUAAGCAAUUAUACAAGAGUUUGUAUUA
This is a messenger RNA of Anopheles darlingi, 1258 nucleotides long. RefSeq names its product chymotrypsin-2-like. Bases 119 to 871 code for a protein of 250 amino acids. NCBI's taxonomy places the organism in Eukaryota, Metazoa, Arthropoda, Insecta, Diptera, Culicidae. The record is from RefSeq and is a predicted model, not a curated record. Gene Ontology annotation, molecular function: serine-type endopeptidase activity. Gene Ontology annotation, biological process: proteolysis. The transcript has 3 exons.